Cololabis saira (Pacific saury) is the source of this 2032-nucleotide messenger RNA. RefSeq names its product alpha-1,3-galactosyltransferase 2-like. Gene Ontology annotation, molecular function: hexosyltransferase activity. The record is from RefSeq and is a predicted model, not a curated record. Lineage: Eukaryota; Metazoa; Chordata; Actinopteri; Beloniformes; Belonidae. Gene Ontology annotation, biological process: carbohydrate metabolic process. Gene Ontology annotation, cellular component: Golgi apparatus; vesicle; membrane. The transcript has 6 exons. The coding region runs from base 241 to 1251 and encodes 336 amino acids.
AUCAGCCACGCUUUUUACAGUCUUCGCUCACAGAUUUAAUCUUUAGCUGGGAGCUCUUACACUUCCCCGCUCUGCUGUUUAUGUUAAAUCAUCGUUGUUGUCUUUUUUUUCUUUAUUUUAAAUGAAUUCUUACGGAUAACAGCGACUUCCAGCCGUUUGUCCAGUGAACAACCAGUGUCCGGUACAACAGUCUCAACAGACUUUGUGCUCUACUGAGGUCAACUAGAACUAGAUUCAACCAUGAGGCACUAUCAGAGGAUGAAGAAUAGCUUGACAUGUUUACUUUUCUUUCCAAUAGUCGUCUUCGUUGUCUACCUCACACAACCAGAGCGAUAUUUUAUAGGUCUCAUACCGAUGGGAAGGUGUUCUUUGGAAAGUGCAGAGAUGCUGAACCUGGAAAACAGUGUUGAUGGGACCCUCGAUCUUUUGUCAAGACCAGACGUGCUAACAUGCACACCUUGGAAAGCUCCCAUCAUGUGGGAGGGAAUGUUUGACCCUGAUCGUUAUGACCAAGUCCACAAAAAACAAGGAUCAUCUGUCGCUCUAACUGUAUUUGCAAUCGGCAGGUACUUGGAUGCUUACCUCGAGACCUUCUUGAACUCGUCAGAACAUCACUUCAUGUUGGGUGUUCCUGUCACGUACUAUGUGUUUACAGACAUGCCUGAGAAGGUGCCAAACAUCAAGCUUGGCGCUGAGCGAAGUCUGGAAAUAAUCAAAGUCGAAAGGCACAGCAGGUGGCAGGACAUCUCUAUGAUGCGAAUGAAGACGAUAUCAGAUUUCAUAGACUCAGAUAUUCGCCACCGAUGCACGCACGUCUUCUGUUUCGAUGUUGAUCAGGUGUUUACUGGGAGAUUCGGCACCGAGGCUCUGGGAGACUUGGUCGGUCUGCUCCAUGCUUACUACUUCCGCGCUCCCAGGAAGUUUUUUACCUAUGACGGGAACCCAAAGUCCAAAGCAUAUAUGGAAACGGGGGAUUUUUACUACCACGCUGCCAUCUUUGGAGGUUCCUGGAAGAGUGUGAAGGCCUUGACUGAGACCUGCUACAAAAACAUCUUGGAGGAUAAAAAGAAUAAUGUGGAGGCUUUGUGGCACGACGAGAGUCAUCUGAACAAAUACUUUUGGGUUCAUAAACCGAGCAGGAUUCUGUCUCCCGAGUACUGCUGGGACCCAGACAUCAGAUACGGUCGUGACAUUCGCAUCAGCCGACUCAUAUGGGCACCAAAACAUUACGAUACCCUACGUACAAACUAAUGUUGUUUGAAAUUCCAGGUUGAGAAAUAUUCAAAAUCAGCUAUGGGUUUUCUCUGCAGAAAAUUUGUUUAUAUUUGCCUUUUUUCAAAUUUUGUUGCAGAGAUAUCAGACAAAAGACUUGUCAGGCUUUGCUUCCUGUGACUCGGGUAAAUACCAUGUGCAUAGCAACUGCUAACAGUAAGCCUUAAAAAUGCAAAGACUAAAAAUGUGAAUGUCGUUUCAUUUAUUUAGAUUUGCUCUUUGCUUUCUGCUGAAACGUUGAAGUAAAGGUGGAACUGACACAUUCCUACUAUCUUGCAUUGUGAAUAUGAACUCUUUGAUCUGUGAAAUAAUGGAAAAAUUGUAUUUAUAUGGCAUCAACUGUAAAUUUCAGCUUAUAUUUGGCUGAAAUGAAAAAUAAUUUCAUUUUCAAUGAAUUCAAUUGUUUUCUUUAUUUUUCUCUGGCAUUUUUUUUUAACAGUUAGUUUACAGAUGAUGCUUGUCAUGGCAGGAAUUUAUUGUUAUUUAAUGGAUUAUGAUGGAUGCAAUUUUGGAAAAAAAUGUGCUAAAAAAAAAAGAAAUAAAAUACGGUGAGACUUUUAUCUAAAAGUUGUGUGGUGUGGCUGUUUAGGACAUGUAUUCAUGUCAUUCUUCCAGAGACAUGUCUCUGCCUACGCUGUUACAGUGGCAUGUGCCAGCAUUUUGUAACUGAAGUGCACAUUAUUAAAUGUGCAUCUUUACAACUCCAAAGGGAAAUAAAAACAGAUUUAAAUCAUUAAAAAAUGUAAUGCGAGGAAAACGU